UUUUAUUGAAUGAUGAUGACUUUUGUAGCAAAACUGGGUAAGAAGCAUCCCGACCCAGUUGUGGAGACAGCUUCCCUGUCAAGUGUGGAGCCGACUGAUGUCUGGUACAAGGUGUCACUGCCUGAUGAAACCAUCAACUCAGGGUCGCUGUCUGCCCUGCAGUUGGAAGCUAUCACUUAUGCUUCCCAACAGCAUGAACACUUCUUGCCAGAUGGCACCCGCGCUGGAUUUCUCAUUGGUGACGGAGCUGGUGUUGGAAAAGGUCGAACCAUUGCUGGUAUAAUUUUUGAAAACUAUCUGAAGGGACGCAAGAAAGCAAUUUGGGUCUCUGUGUCAAAUGACUUGAAAUAUGAUUCCGAACGUGAUCUCAAAGAUAUUGGUGCUAAUAAAAUUGAUGUCUACUCUCUAAAUAAGUUUAAAUAUGCGAAAAUCUCUUCAGCUGUGAAUGGACAUGUGAAGAAAGGUGUUAUAUUCUCGACAUACUCUGCUCUGAUUGGUGAAUCAACACAGUCGGGAGGCAAAUACAAAACCAGGUUGAAACAGCUGCUUCAAUGGUGCGGUGAUGAUUUCGAUGGACUCAUUGUUUUUGAUGAGUGUCAUCGUGCUAAAAAUCUCUGCCCAGUUGGCUCCUCGAAGCCAACAAAGACUGGUCUGACCGUUUUGGAACUACAGAAUAAAUUGCCGAAAUCGCGAGUGGUGUAUGCAUCAGCUACUGGUGCAUCUGAAGCUUCACACACAAAAUAUAUGAUAAGAGAACGGCUUGACCUUGAACCAUUGACAUUCACAAAUAAGAUGUUUUCAAUUUUCAGCGGGGUUGGUGCUAUGGAAAUCGUGGCAAUGGACAUGAAGCUUCGAGGAAUGUACAUCGCCCGUCAGCUCAGUUUCCACGGAGUUGCAUUCAAAGUCGAAGAAGUUCCUUUAUCAAACGACUUCGUCAAAAUAUACGACGACUCUGUGAAACUGUGGGUUGAAGCUAUGCAGAAGUUCCAAGAGGCGGCGGAGCUUAUUGAUGCCGAAAAUCGCAUGAAGAAAACUAUGUGGGGGCAAUUCUGGUCUUCUCAUCAGAGAUUCUUCAAGUACCUGUGUAUCGCAGCCAAAGUCAAACAUGCUGUACAAAUAGCUAGGGAAGCUGUGAAAUGCGGAAAAUGCGUUGUCAUCGGUUUGCAGUCUACUGGUGAAGCAAGAACCCUAGAGCAACUUGAAAGAGAUGAUGGCGAACUGUCAGACUUCGUCUCUACCGCAAAAGGAGUGCUGCAAACCCUCGUUGAGAAGCACUUCCCUGCACCAGAUCGUAGUCGAAUUCAGCGACUUUUGGGCCUGGAAAUCCCGAAAAAGUCCAUUUCCAACGGAGACGCUGAAGCUAGCGGAAGCUCUACUGGAAAAAGGAAGCAAGUACGUCAAGCUGCGGCUAGAGCUGUAAAAAGAGUAAGAAAAGAUUCAUCUGAAUCUGAUAUGGAAAAUGGAUUCAGCUCCGGCUCAGAAUUCAAGCUGUCGGGAGGAAGCUCCCCCGAGUCGGAAGUUCAUUCCGAUGACAGCAGAGCCAGCAGCGAUUUCAAUCCUUUCGAUGACGGCAGCGAUAGUGAUGAUCCAUGGGUGAGUAGGAAGAAGAAGGGUCGCAAGAAGGUGCCGACUAAGAAGAGGCAGACCACCCAGGACAAAAUCGACUCCAUCCUGUUCAGACACCGUGGCAAGGGAGAGCCCCAGAAGGGUGUGGCUGCCCCUCCUCCCCGCGAUGCUAUCGAGGGCGCAUGCUCCAUGAAGGAGCAGCUUCUGUCUCAGAUUGAGUCGCUCGGCGACAAACUACCGCCCAACACUUUGGAUCAACUCAUUGAUGAAUUGGGAGGCCCAGAAAAUGUUGCUGAGAUGACUGGGCGCAAAGGCAGAGUUGUUCAAACAGAAGAUGGAGGGAUUCAAUACGAAUCUCGCUCAGAAGUUGAUGUCCCUCUGGAAACCUUGAACAUAACAGAAAAACAAAGGUUCAUGGAUGGAGAGAAAGACGUCGCGAUCAUAUCUGAAGCGGCCAGCUCUGGUAUUUCUCUGCAGAGCGACCGAAGAGCUAGAAAUCAAAGGAGAAGGGUCCACAUAACUCUUGAGCUGCCCUGGAGUGCUGACAGAGCCAUUCAACAGUUUGGUCGAACUCACAGAAGUAACCAAGUGAAUGCUCCUGAAUAUAUUUUCUUGAUUUCUGAUCUUGCUGGAGAGAGGAGAUUCGCUUCAAUUGUUGCUAAGAGAUUGGAGAGUCUGGGAGCUUUGACGCAUGGUGACAGAAGAGCUACAGAAACCAGAGAUUUGUCCAGGUUCAACAUUGAUAACAAGUACGGAAGAGCUGCUCUUGAAGCCACAAUGAAAACCAUCAUGGGAUAUGAAGCUCCUUUGGUCCCUCCUCCCAGAGAUUAUAAAGGAGAUUUCUUCAAGGAUGUUGCCAAUGCUUUGGUGGGAGUCGGUCUGAUCAUCAACAGUGAUUCGAUGCCAGGAGUUCUGAUGCUCGAUAAAGAUUACAACAACAUGAGCAAAUUCCUGAAUCGUAUCCUGGGAAUGCCAGUCGAGUUGCAGAAUCGACUAUUCAAAUACUUCACUGACACCUUACAGGCCAUCAUUAUGCAAGCGAAGAAGUCUGGUCGCUUUGAUCUUGGAAUAUUGGAUUUGGGAACAACUGGCGAGAAUGUGAAGAGGGUGAAGCUGUAUACCUUCCUGAGAAAGCAUUCAACUGGAUCUGCUACCACCGAACUACAUAUUGUGCAUGUUGAGAGGGGAAUGAGCUGGGAAGAAGCUAUGGAAUCCUGGUCCGAUCUCACUGGAGAAAAAGAAGGCUUCUACCUUUCGCAUCAGAUAAGGAACGGUAAGCAGACAGCUAUCCUAGCUGUGGCCAGUAUGGAUAAUGCUAAUAAGAGUGGCAAGAAGGGUGGCGAUGGCAUCAAAAAAGAUACGCUUUUCACUGUCUACCGGCCUAAUACUGGACUACAGCUGCGACAGGAGACUCUUGGUGAGCUGGAAAAGAAAUACAAGAGUGUCUCAUCGGAGGAUGCUGAAAGUCAUUGGCGACAGCAGUAUACUUCUUCUGAGACUACCUGCUCACAUGCUUAUUGGCGAGGCAAUUGCAAAAAUGUUUCACUGGGCCUGGAUUGUGAAGUUGGACUGAGAAGGCGCACCUACAAUGUUCUCUCUGGCUCAGUUCUCAGUGUGUGGGCAAGAGUUGAGAAUGUGCUUGCGCAGAAAACCGGUCACAAUUCAAAGAUGCAAGUGGUUCGCCUCAGGACAGGAGCCGGUAUAAAGAUUGUUGGUACUCUCAUUCCUAAAACAUGUGUUGAGUUGCUGAGGGAGGCUCUUGCUAGUGAUGCUGAAAAAACAAACGAAGAGUCAUUUACUGAGUAAUUGAGGUAUCCAGUUUAUCAGUCAUUGGAUUUCUUGACCUCAUACGUUAUUCCUUUCUACCGCUUCUUCUUUUUUAUAAUCUAUUUUUUAUGUGUUAAUACUUAUAACAAAUUGCUUUAUAUGUUUUCAAAUCUCCCAAAUUAUCAUCGAAGAUCAGAUCAAUUAUGUUAGUGAAAUUUGAAUAAUAUUUUGUUAGCACGGUGUUGCGAUUCUUCAAUUCCGAAUCACUGAAAACUUGUAAACAAGUCUGCAAACUGCAGCUAUCUUUAUAUUCAAUAUUUUUCCAUUUUACAUUGAAUUGCUGCCAUGCCCAGAUUAAUAAAUCCAUUUUCUUGGUGUUCCCUUCAAAUAGGAAAUUAGUGUGUUAUGUUCACUCAAUGUACAUAUCGCACUAUGUAAACCUAAUUAGUCCUUUUGACAAAAAUUUAGUGAUGAUUCUAGAGAAUAUUCAUACCUAUCUAUAUCAUUUUAUAUAUAUAUAGUGUUUAUCAUUGUAUGGACAGUACUCCACUAUAAUUUUACUUGGAAGAUGCCCUGAAUAAUGGUUAUUUUCUAGUAGUUAUUCAUUGUAUGUGUAGUUUAAUAUUCACUAUUGUGACUUAUGUUUUGCGAUCCAAUCCUUAAGAAACACAAAUAAUUCUGGAUAUAUCUUAUUGGUUUUCAAAAAGUGUUCUUUUGUGAAUUGAUAUAUAGCACCAAAGUUACUAUGUUCAAAGUACUCUUGCAGAUGUAUUAAUUGCAAGGACAUAAAAUUACUGGCAUACUCUUAAGUACGCGACUAGUUUAUGUUAGCCGCGUCUGUUGGUUAUAAGAUGUUAUUAUCGUCUUGAUACUUUUCAAUCAUUUCGAAAAAGUGUUCCUGCAAUUUUGUUAAUUUUCAUGGAAGAAAGUGUAUUAUUAUUUACUUUCAACGUAUACUGUAGAAUAAGAAAGAAUUAUCAUUGCUUUUUUCUCUUAAUGAGUAAAUUUUAAAAUAAUUUUUAAUAGGCAAAGGUGUCCCAUAUUACUAAAAGUAUACAAUUCAGGCGUGUAUUUAUUAUAAGUAUCAUCCGCUCUUGAAUUAUUGUUCCUCAAUCUAUGAAAAUAUGCGUUAAUACUUGGAAUAAACACCAAAUUUUGAAUCACGCUUCCUUGGGUCUUGCUUGUAUUUGUUUAUUAUGAUAAAAAUAACUAUUUUGUUCAAUAUUACAAUUUCACGUUGAUUAAAUUCAUUUUUAUCUUGUAUCACCAUAAGAUCAAUACGAAAACACCAGAAUUUCAUCAACUUGAAAACUUUCUCAUUGUUAAUUUUCGGCACUUGAGUAGUUAAAUUACAUUUAUAAAGCAGUAUUCGCAUCAAGAUACAAUUUCGAUAGAAGACUGAUCAUUGGGUUUGAUUUUUAUAUGGGACACCACUUAAUGUAGCCUUUCAAAUGAAACUGUUUUGAAGUGUAUCAUCGUUCUUCAAAACUUAUUCAUAAAUAAUUAUCCAUUUAUAAUAGAUUUUAAAGAUUUAUUAGAAGUUUAUGAUUUAUAAGGUCGUUUUCGACGAAAUGUUCAUGUAGAACUGCAGAAGUGCAUAAUCGUUCUCCAAAACCAAUCCGUAAAAAUGAUAAUCGAGUAUAUCUCAAAUUUCUUUUUUUGUAUUCAUUAUCAUAGUUUUUUAUAUUAUGUAUAUUAAGAUGUAGCGAAAGUUUUUGUUUAUAGUUUAGAAAGUAGGUUUACUAAAUGUUCAUGCACACACCACUGCAAAUGGUGAUUUCUAUUACUGUAAUGUUUCUGAUUCUUCAAAACCAAUUCGAAAGAGGAGCUUCAACUAAAUUUACUACAACGUUUCAUUACUGAAUUUAGACAAGCAUAGAUUGGAAGUGAGUGUUGGAUUGAGUGAUGAAUAAGGCCGCCGUAAAAUUUAACAUGCAAAGCGGCACCCUAAGCUAUAGGUUCAGGCUAAUGUAGUAUACUUCAUAUUGUUUAUUCUAUCCCACAAUAUUAACAAACUUAUAUCGAGAUUGAGAUGAUGUAUUCAUUCAUAUUAUGGUGUGAGAGUAUCAGUUAUUAUAGAUCUACACUCUAUCUUGAUAACAGCUUAUAAAAAAGGUUGAAAAUUACAAUUUUUGUAAUAUUUGGAAUGCUGGGUGAAAAACAUAACAUGCUAUAUGAAGUGGCUGAUCUUUUAUGGGGUUUCUUUGUGAAUUUGUUGGGUUAAGGAGCACUUACAAUUAUUAUUUUAUCGUUCAAAUUUUAACUAUUUAAACAUUUAAAAAAAAAUUAUCGUCCACGUUUUAAUUAUUUUCAUGGUUUUUGAAAUGCACAAACAAAUUUUUACUGAUUUUAAUAUGUUUGUUUUUGGAUGUCAAACAUUGAAUUUAUUAUCAAUUGACGAUUGUAAUGUAUUGUUUUCAAUCUUGUGUAUAUAAGUUUACUAUCGUGAUCAUGUGGAUGCACAAUUCAACUCUACUCAUUUAUUCCAUUUUUUUGUGUAUUUCCUAUGAAAAUUCAUUCAAGUUUUGGAAAUAACGUAAAUAAUGAAAGGGAAAUAACGUGAUUGUACCAAAUUUGAUUUGAUGAUAAUCUGAUAAGCAUAGGUGUGAAUGUGUGAAUUGAAGUGUGGAAUAUGUGUGUGAAUAUCAGGUGUUGAGAAUUACUCGUUUAUUCUUGCUUUCUCUAUCGUAAUAUAUGUCUUGCAAGGCACCAGUUUUUUCUAGCUUUUUACCUUCAAAACCCCUUUUUAAUGAUUUUAUUUCAAUUUUAAUAAUUUUAUUUCAAUUUUAAUAAUUUUAUUUUAAUUUCAAUAAUUUUAUUCUAAUUUCAAUAAUAAUUUUAUUUUAAUUUUAAAAUUAAAAUAAUUUUAACAGUUUUAAACCAGUUUCAAUAGUCCAAUUUCUCUAAAAAUACAAUCAAUUAUUUAUUUAUUUUCUGUGGAUAAAAUCACAAAUCAUAUAAUAUGAUCGGGAAAGAACAACAUGUUUAAACAUCCCUCUGAUGAUAAUUCCAAUCAAUGUUAUUUCAACUUCUGUAAUAUUUGAUAUGACAGUUCAUUUCUUGAGUGGGAUGUCAAUGCAAUAUCAAAGAAAAAAAAUUGCGUGAUUUAAAUAUGUUUUACGUUAUUGAUUAUAUUGCUUAUGCUAUACCCUCAAUGAUUAUUUUAACUUUUUACUGUUUUAAUUUGUGUUUUGUGAUUGCAUGUUUGUUUGUGUGUGAGAGAGAGAGAGAGAGAGAGAGUGAGCUUCUACAUAAUUAUAUACUAGUACACAAAUACAAUGCGUAUUAUAGAUAAUGCAUUAUUAUAAUAAUGCGAUACUGUAACCUAGUUUUAAAUAUUUUUUGUGAGAAAAUUUGUUCCUGCAUUAAUACUUAUAAAGUAAAAUUUAUUGAUCAUUGAAAUAUUGGGAAAUUUCAUUACUGUGUUAUGAUUUACUGUCAAUUAUAUAAGUAUAAUUUCAAUACGUUUCCAUUAAAAUACAAAGAAAAACAUUCAGUUACUGGCAAAAUAUUCAGUCAGAGUGAUGUGAUAAUUCUCGUUUGAUGUUAGUCAAUAAAGAACCAUGUAUCGAUGAUUUUCAAACUA
Messenger RNA from Nilaparvata lugens (brown planthopper), 6919 nucleotides. RefSeq names its product protein strawberry notch (gene sno). The record is from RefSeq and is a predicted model, not a curated record. Bases 10 to 3372 code for a protein of 1120 amino acids. NCBI's taxonomy places the organism in Eukaryota, Metazoa, Arthropoda, Insecta, Hemiptera, Delphacidae. Gene Ontology annotation, biological process: regulation of DNA-templated transcription. Gene Ontology annotation, molecular function: histone binding; chromatin DNA binding. Gene Ontology annotation, cellular component: nucleus. The transcript is spliced from 21 exons.